AUGCAGUCAACGAACCCAGAACACACCCAAGGCUUUUCAGUCUCCAAUCCGUUUACCAGAUUCAUUAAUUAUUGUCCCCACGACGUACCGUGGGAAAAAGUCACCAAUGCCGAGGCUCUCAGGACCCAUUGUUUGAGGCGUGGACUUCUGGACGAUCGUGACGUUCCAGCACUCCAGCAACGCCUAAAGGAAUACCAACAAGCACACAAAGACGAGAACGAAGAUCGAGGUGUGCCUUGGCGGCUUACUCCUGAUGAAGCGUGGAUACUCGCCAAUGCGACCAGAACCAGGUGUCAGUUAAUCCAGGUUGUGGACAAAAGCUAUGUGGGUUCGUGGGGGCGUUGGCUUGAGAAGCGAUUCACCCUCCACACCAGACGUUUGGGUCUCUUUACCGUUAUAAUUCGCAAGAGCCCCACAUGCUUCUGCCUAGGCAAUCAAAAUGCGUUUCUAUUGGAGGAGCUGGAUUACAUCUUUGCCGCCAACCCUUUUUUCUACUUUUUCCCCAACCAAAACCCAGGGCGGGUGCCUCAAGUGAACGUUGUCCCUUCCCCGGCAUGCGUCAUCUGCUUCCAGGAGGCCGGCUCCAUUCCACUCCAGGAAUGCACGAAAUGUGACGAGAAGCACUGGGCUUGUCCUGAGUGGGUGUGUAGCCCCCAAAGCGAACCUGAAAAGUGGAUAGACAAAGAACACAUGGACAAAUCCCUUCACGAGACCAAGCUGGCAGCAAUGCUUAACUACGAGUAUAAAUCGAGAAGACACAAAUGA
Molecule: messenger RNA, 765 nt
Organism: Neurospora tetrasperma FGSC 2508
Lineage: Eukaryota; Fungi; Ascomycota; Sordariomycetes; Sordariales; Sordariaceae
Exons: 3
Coding region: 1-765 (254 amino acids)
Source: RefSeq, a predicted model, not a curated record